UACUGUUACUAGAGUUUUCUUCAUUCUGUGUAUCUGCAUCUGUAACUGUCCAUUUUUCUGCGUAAAGAAUUUAACAAUUGAGACCUACCCAUACGAAGGAAUUCAAUCCCCUUGGAAAAAGACUGUCCACAAGAAAUUGGUGGCUACUGUAGCUCUCAUAUGACAGUUGUAAGAGAAUUAUAAUUAUGAGAAGCUUCGUAAGAAAGCAAGUUUUUUCUGUGAAUGGUCUAUAUACCUGAUAAGAAAAUAAUGCUCUACACUUGGGAUAAUUAAUACAAUUAUCCUAAAUUGAGCAUUGAAGAGCUUCCUGGCUUGAUAUUUUUUCUUCAGGGACUAAACCAAGAGUUGCUUGACAGGUCUUAAAAUUUUUUGGAUUCUUGGUCCUGUUGCAUUUAAUUGGACUCAUGGCCUGAAAUAUGAGCUUUGGGUUAAAGAGAAAUGAGUGGAGGGCUAUUUGAGACUCCGUUUGUCUCAGUAGAAGAUCGGAAAAUUCUGUAUUUUCUAUCAAAAAUAGGUAGAUGAUAGUCAGGUUAGGCUUCUUGGUUGCUGCUUCUAUUGCAGCCUAUGCAGUUCAGCAGGCUAAUAGCAGGAGCUCGAGGUCAUCUUCUUUAAUUAAACCUUCAGAAAAUGAUGAAGCAUCUACAAAUCAUGGGGAUAACAAAGAGCAGUUUUCUUAUUCUGAUGAAGGCCUCAAAGAAGAGGUUGCUGAGGAAGAGGAGAAAGAGGAAGUUAAAUUAAUUAAUGGAAUAAUAAACCCUGCCCUAAGUAAUCAAUUUGACAAUGAAGAUGAGCUUUUCCCAGAAUUUGAAAAUCUUUUAUCAGGAGAAAUUGACUUUCCUCUGCCUGUGGACAAAUAUGAUACCGAAGCAGAUUCCAGAGAAGAGAAAAAUGAAGUGUAUGAAAGUGAGAUGGCAAAUAAUGCAAGUGAACUGGAAAGACUACGCAACUUAGUAAAAGAGUUAGAAGAGAGAGAGGUGAAGCUUGAGGAAGAAUUGUUUGAAUAUUAUGGCUUGAUGGAGCAAGAAUCAAAUAUUGCUGAAUUACAGAAGCAGCUUAAAAUUAAGACAAUGGAGAUUGAGAUGCUCAACAUUACGAUAAAUUCAUUGCAAGCCGAGAGGAAAAAGCUUCAAGAGGAGGUGUCUUUGGGAGCCGUUUCUAGGAAAGACCUUGAGGGGGCGAGAAAGAAAUUAAAGCAAUUGCAAAGGCAAAUUCAGCUUGAGUCAAACCAGACUAAAGGCCAGCUUUUAUUGCUUAAGCAACAAGUCAGUGGACUUCAAGCCAAGGAAGAGGAAGCAGUUAUGAAAGAUGCUGAAGUAGGGAAGAAGCUUAAAGAUCUGAAGGAGUUAGAGGUGGAGGUUAUGGAACUUAAGAGGAAGAACAAAGAGCUCCAGCAUGAAAAGAGAGAGUUAAUAGUAAAAUUAGAUACUGCUGAAGCAAAAGUAAAUGCCCUUUCCAAUAUGACAGAGAGUGAAAUGGUUGCCAAAGUGAGAGAAGAGGUGAAUAACUUACGACAUGCAAAUGAGGAUCUCGUUAAACAGGUGGAAGGACUUCAGAUGAACAGAUUCACUGAAGUUGAAGAGCUUGUUUAUCUUCGCUGGGUCAACGCAUGCUUAAGAUUUGAGCUUCGGAACUACCAACCACCGUCUGGAAAAAUAUCAGCUCGCGAUCUCAAUAAAAGUUUGAGCCCAAGAUCACAAGAGAAGGCUAAACAACUGAUGUUAGAGUACGCAGGAUCAGAACGGGGACAAGGAGACACUGAUAUUGAAAGUAAUUUCUCCCAUCCAUCCUCUCCUGGAAGUGAGGAUUUUGAUAAUAUGUCUAUUGAUAGUUCCACAAGCAGGUUCAGUAGUCUCAGUAAAAAGCCUAGUUUAAUCCAAAAGCUGAAGAAAUGGGGAAAAAGUAAAGAUGAUUCAAGUGCACAUUCUUACCCAGCAAGAUCCCUCGGGGGAGGAUCCCCCAGCAGGAGUAGCAUGAGUUAUAGACCUAGAGGUCCUCUUGAAGCCCUGAUGCUAAGAAAUGCAGGUGACAGCAUGGCUAUCACUAGUUUUGGGAUGGGAGAACAGGAUGACCUUAAUUCCCCUGAAACUCCAAAACCACAGCCUAGUCAAGUUCAAGAUUCUUCUCCUGAUUCACUCAAUUCUGUUGUAGCCUCUUUCCACUUAAUGUCCAAAUCAGUUGAAGGAGUUCUGGAAGAGAAGUAUCCUGUAUAUAAAGAUAGGCAUAAGCUGGCUUUGGAAAGAGAGAAGCAAAUCAAGGAAAAAGCUCAACAAGCAAGAGCUGCGAGGUUUGGUGACCCUUUGAAGGUGGAUAAAGAUAAAUCUGUGACUUUGCCUCCAAACCUUGCUCUAAUAAAAGAAAAAUCAGUUGCCUCUGGUGACUCAAGUGACCAGUUUAAUGAUAACAAAGUUGAUUCUACUGCAGUAAGCAAAAUGAAACUUGCACAUAUUGAGAAGCGACCUCCUAGGGUCCCUCGAGCACCUCCUAAACCAUCAGAAGGUGCUCCUCCUGAAAAAAGUACACACACUUCAAGUGGAGCACCAGGUAUGCCACCACCACCACCACCUCCUCCGCCAGGUGGCCCACCACAACCUCCACCUGUUGGUGGACCUCCACGCCCACCACCUCCACCAGGAAGUCUCUCAAGAUUGGCUGGAAGUGGUGACAAAGUUCACCGAGCUCCUGAACUAGUUGAAUUCUACCAGACAUUGAUGAAACGUGAGGCGAAGAAGGAUACACCAUCUUUGAUUUCUUCAACAGCAAGCCCUUCAGAUGCAAGGAGUAACAUGAUUGGGGAGAUAGAAAACAGAUCAUCAUUCCUCUUAGCCGUUAAAGCUGACGUGGAGACUCAAGGUGAUUUUGUUCAGUCGUUGGCUACUGAAGUCCGGGCAGCUUCCUUUACCAACAUAAAAGAUUUACUAGCAUUCGUGAACUGGCUUGAUGAGGAACUCUCCUUCUUAGUUGAUGAACGAGCUGUCCUUAAACACUUCGAUUGGCCAGAAAGUAAAGCAGAUGCAUUAAGAGAGGCAGCAUUUGAAUACCAGGACCUGAUGAAAUUAGAGAAGCUAGUAACCUCAUUCGUUGAUGAUCUGAAUCUUCCUUGUGAGGCUGCUUUGAAGAAGAUGUAUAAGUUGCUUGAGAAGGUGGAGAACAGUGUAUAUGCACUGUUGCGCACACGCGACAUGGCUGUUUCACGGUAUAAGGAAUUUGGCAUCCCUGUUGAUUGGUUGCUUGAUUCGGGAGUAGUUGGCAAGAUCAAGGUUUCAUCAGUACAAUUGGCACGAAAAUACAUGAAACGUGUGGCAUCAGAGCUUGAUGCCAUGCAUGAACCAGAGAAGGAACCUAACAGAGAGUUUUUAAUUCUUCAAGGUGUCCGAUUUGCUUUCCGUGUUCAUCAGUUUGCGGGAGGGUUUGAUGCAGAAAGCAUGAAAGCUUUUGAAGAACUAAGAAGUCGAGCUCACGCGAAAACAGGAGAAGAGAAUAAACUGGAAGAAUGAUUCUUUUUUUUUUAUUUUUUUGGGAGAUAUCUAGUUUCUACUUGUACAUUAUUUCAUCCUUAUGUGUGUAACAAUAUAUACUGAAACUGGUAGAAUCAACAUUUGAUUAGGGAAAAAUGCACACUUAUACAGAUCAGAAUAAGUGUAAUUUAAGGUUGUACCAAAAUGCUUUAAUCAAGAAGUUUGAGUCCAGCCCCAACAUUUUUAUUUGUUUUGA
This is a messenger RNA of Olea europaea var. sylvestris, 3711 nucleotides long. Its product is annotated as protein CHUP1, chloroplastic-like. Lineage: Eukaryota; Viridiplantae; Streptophyta; Magnoliopsida; Lamiales; Oleaceae. Gene Ontology annotation, cellular component: chloroplast outer membrane. The coding region runs from base 519 to 3494 and encodes 991 amino acids. The transcript is spliced from 9 exons. Gene Ontology annotation, biological process: chloroplast organization. The record is from RefSeq and is a predicted model, not a curated record.